UUUCUCAAAACCCAACUACCCGGGCUAGCUUAUCUUUACGAAAGCGUUAACCAUCCAAAAUGACAAAUAUCCAUCCAAGAAAACUUUACAAACAACUACUGUAGUGCCAAAACCACGAAAAUCCCAGCAAAUUCAUCUUUAACUUCAACAAGACCCAGCUCCCUAAUGGAUUCAACCUUAAUUUCAUUCUCUCUUCCAUCUAACUCACUGCUUCUUAUACUUCAUUUAGCUCUCUUUCUACCUUCUGUCAGACCCUUCUCAGAUUACAGCACCUUGGUAUACAAGAAUUGUGCAAGCCAAACUUUCACAGAUCCAACAAAAUCUUACACACAGACCCUUUCUGCCUUUUUCCAUGAGCUCCUGGCGCACUCCUCCCAGUCUAAGUUCUUCAAAGCCGUUGAAAUUUACAAUGAGAUGGCCAUUUCUGGCCUCUUUCAAUGCAGAGGCGAUAUCAAUGAUGAGGAGUGUUACGAUUGUGUUAAUGCGCUUUCUCAAAUCUCAAAUAGCUUGUGCAGCCAAUCCAUGGCAGCUCGGGUUCAGCUUUUAGGGUGCUAUACGCACUAUGAAGCCGAUGGUUUUCAUCAAACUAGCACUUCAAAAACUAAUUUUCUCUUCAAGAAUUGUGGGAAACCGGAUGAUGAGGUGGCUGUUAGCUUUGCUGAGAUUAGAGACGCGGCCUUUGCAGCAAUGGAAAGUGGUGUUGUGAGCGGUAAUGGCUUCUAUUCAAGCAGUUACGACAAAGUGCAAGUUAUGGCGCAGUGUGAGGGUGAUUUAAGGGAUUGUGAUUGUGGAGAAUGCGUGAGCAGCGCAGUGCAGAUUGCUCAGGAAGAAUGUGGUAGUUCUGUUGCAGGAGAAAUCUAUUUCGACAAGUGCUUUAUGAGCUAUUCCUACUCUCCGGAUGGGAUACCAGAGAAUAGGAGAGGAAAGAACAAUAACAGUACGAAAACUACCGCAAUUGUUGUUGGAGGGGCGGCAGCUAUAUUUUUUGGGUUUAUUUUCUUCUUGUUUAUCAAGUCGUGGGGAAAGAAAGGUGACGAUUGAGUACUAUAGGUCGUGGAAAAGUUAUUAAAAUCGUCUAUCUUUAGUUUAUUGUAUCCUUUUCCUCAAUUUGUUUUUCUUAGAAUGUGGAAUUUUUUUGUUCUGUCGGGGCUAUAUACGGGCAGGUGCUCUGUGGAUCAGCAAUUUGUCGAAAGGAAUUGUAUUAAAAUAUGUACUCUUGUUGUCUUCUUUUGUUUUGUCUUUUUUGGUUUUUCCGCCCUUUCUUAGCUGCGUUCGGUGCGCUACUGCACCCGACUUCUUCUUUUAACUGAACAAGGAAUGAGAUUUAAAAAGGGAGUGUUUAAGUUCGGUUUGUCAA
This is a messenger RNA of Carya illinoinensis, 1357 nucleotides long. Its product is annotated as plasmodesmata-located protein 2-like. NCBI's taxonomy places the organism in Eukaryota, Viridiplantae, Streptophyta, Magnoliopsida, Fagales, Juglandaceae. The transcript is spliced from 2 exons. Gene Ontology annotation, biological process: transport of virus in multicellular host; plasmodesmata-mediated intercellular transport. Gene Ontology annotation, cellular component: plasmodesma. The record is from RefSeq and is a predicted model, not a curated record. Bases 166 to 1041 code for a protein of 291 amino acids.